Messenger RNA from Alnus glutinosa, 468 nucleotides. RefSeq names its product cytochrome P450 71D9-like. Gene Ontology annotation, molecular function: oxidoreductase activity, acting on paired donors, with incorporation or reduction of molecular oxygen; heme binding; iron ion binding. The record is from RefSeq and is a predicted model, not a curated record. The transcript has a single exon. Lineage: Eukaryota; Viridiplantae; Streptophyta; Magnoliopsida; Fagales; Betulaceae. The annotation marks the transcript as partial.
UAUUUGAAGUUACUUGUGAAGGAGACCCUGCGAGCACACCCUCCGUCUGCUCUGUUACUUCCAAGAGAAUCUAAAGAGAGGUGUGAAAUCAAUGGGUAUGAAAUUCCUGCAAAAACUAAAGUAAUUGUUAAUGCGUGGGCAAUUGCAAGAGACCCAAAAUAUUGGACUGAGCCUGAGAGCUUUAUUCCAGAGAGAUUCCUAAUUGAUAGCUCUCUUGACUAUAAGGGGACUAAUUUCCAGUAUCUCCCAUCUGGAUCUGGAAGGAGGGUAUGCCCAGGCUAUACAUUUGGCCUUGUCAUUGUUGAGUACGCAAUUGCUCUGCUUUUAUACCAUUUUGAUUGGACUCUUCCCAAUGGAAUGAAGUAUCAAGAUCUGGACAUGACUGAUAUAGCCGGAGCUACAGUUGGAAGAAAGGAAGAUCUGCUUUUGAUUCCAACUGUUCAUGCUAAUCUCUUGCCGCUUGAAUAA